Molecule: messenger RNA, 1158 nt
Organism: Aegilops tauschii subsp. strangulata
Lineage: Eukaryota; Viridiplantae; Streptophyta; Magnoliopsida; Poales; Poaceae
Source: RefSeq, a predicted model, not a curated record
AUGGAUCCAGCUGAAAUCCUCGCCGACGUGCAAGAGUUAGAGGAGGAGGGCGAUUAUGAUGGCGGUGAUUACGGCGAGGACAACGAAACCUCGUCACUGAAUAUGGGUGAACCUGCUGAGGAGAACUACAUGAGUUUGGAUGAAUCUUAUAGUGGCAAUAUCAUGCAGCGACAUGGUGAUGAUGAUGAUGAUGAUAUGGAUAUAGAUGAUUCAUUUGCUGAAAGUGCACUCCGGAUGGAUGAGAACGGGGACUUUGUGAGGAAUAUUGUGGACGAUGAAAGUGACAAAUCGCACGUUGAUGCAUCUCAUGAUGACAGCUCCAGCAAAGGAGAUGUAGAUGGUCCAAGCGGUAAGGAUGAGCAUGUUGGUGAUGAUAUGUUUAAUUUUGACACCGGAUUUGAUGAAUAUCAGCAAGAAUCAUUGGACAGGCAUUGGAAGGUGAUGAGGAAGACGUUCAGGUCACUAGGAGAGGCUUACAUUUUCUAUAACCAGUAUGCUUACGAGCGUGGUUUCAGCAUAAAAGAAUAUCAGAAAGGUGAUAUCUUAACUAUGGGAGGUGCUGGAAUCAGGAAACAUAUGAUUUAUGAUACUCUCGUCAGUAGGUACGGGUCAUAUGCAAAGGCUGGUUUUGGGAGGAAGAAGCUUUAUAACAUGUGUUAUAGAGAAAAAAUGAAGUUUCUUGCACAAGGUGAUGCAGACACUGCCAUUGGGAUCAUGAUGACCAGAAGAGAGAGGGAUCCAGAUUUCUUCUUUGAGCACACCGUCGAUGAUGAAGGAAGGCUGAAAAACCUAUUCUGGUGUGAUUCUCAAUCACGUCGAGACUAUGUUGACUACGGUGAUGUGACCGUCUUCGACAGCACAUACAGGAUGAAUAGGUAUGGCAUGCCAUUUAUACCUUUUGUCGGUCUGAACAACCACCAUUGCACCACAGUAUUCGGUUGUGCUCUUGUGUCUGACGAGACGGAAGAUACAUAUGUCUGGCUGCUUCAGACGUUUUUGAGGGCUCACUGUCAGAAGAGGCCCAGGUCAGUAAUUAUUGAUGGAGAUGCAGCUAUGAUUAAGGCCAUCAGAAAGGAACUUUGCUUGAUUUCUGGAGUAUGGAAGAUUGCUCGUCCUUUGAUUGAAGACAGUUUUUUGAUGGAUUGCUUGUGUCUAUGA